Molecule: messenger RNA, 4225 nt
Organism: Mytilus trossulus (common blue mussel)
Lineage: Eukaryota; Metazoa; Mollusca; Bivalvia; Mytilida; Mytilidae
Exons: 4
Coding region: 138-3620 (1160 amino acids)
Cellular component (GO): nucleus
Molecular function (GO): protein binding; DNA binding
Source: RefSeq, a predicted model, not a curated record
GGGGUAAACAAUCUAGCCGUUGAUAUGCACCGUGCUCAGGAUCAAAUUUUGAACCUAUUUUGACAUUCAUUUAGACAGGGAAGAAGACUCUGCCCAAAACUCUUGAUAUCAUAGGUAGCAGUGUCCAUCUGUCCAAUAUGGAUUAUAAUAUCACCAUUCCUGAAUACUCCCAAGAUCUGUCAAAACACAUGUACCGGUUACAGCAGUCUGGUCUGUUUUGUGAUGCAUGGCUAGUGUGUAAAGAUGGGGUAGUCUUUGUUCAUAAACUGGUACUGGUGGCAUGUGGCAGUGCUUACCUUCUGCAGCAGCUCUCAACAGAUACCAGUUCUAAUACACAAUGUCAAGUUUUCUUGAAAGAUUACUCGUUGAAAACUGUUUAUGAUUUAGUACAAGCUCUGUAUACAGGAAGUUUUACCUUAAAUCAUGAGCGGGCAUUUGAUUUAUUGAAUCUUUGCACCUUUUUGGAUGUGAGUAUAUUUACAACUUCUGUUCAAGGCGUUGUGAACAGUGAUGCCAAUCUGAAACAGCAACGUGAGGAGAGACAAAAAAGCAACAACAGGAAUAGUAUAUUUUAUGACGUAGAAAUUGCCCAAGACUCUUUCUCUGCUCCUCUAAAGAUACCUAUGAAGCUUCUGGAAGAUAACGUUAUUUUGGAAAGAAUAGAGGACAGUACUAUCAAUAUUAAAGGUCAAAGUUCUCAACCUUGUAGAGCAAUUUCAAAGAGGACUUGGACAUCCACUUUGAAUUCAGAUUGUGUAGACAAUAACAAGAGAAAAACCAAUGUAGAUUUAUCUAAUACCAUGACUACUGACAGCAACAAUACUCAAGUUCAAAGUUCUCAAUCUAGUGGAGCAAUUUCAAUGAGGACGUUGACAUCCAUUUUGAAUUCAAAUUGUGUAGACAAUAAUAAGAGAAAAAACAAUGUAGAUUUAUCAAAUACCAUGACUACUGACAGCAACAAUACUCAAGUUCAAAGUUCUCAAUCUAGUUUAGCAAUUUCAAUGAGGACGUUGACAUCCAUUUUGAAUUCAAAUUGUGUAGACAAUAAUAAGAGAAAAACCAAUGUAGAUUUAUCUAAAUCUGACAGUGGCAUUCCUAAAAAACUGGCAAGAGUUUCAGAACAAUCAAAGAAUGAUGUUCAAACAAGGUCAGAAAUUUGUUCACAAAAGAUAAAAGUAGAAAAAGAAAAACCCAAGAUUGUUAAACACACAGAAGAUAAAGAUAGCCCAGAUAGUACCAUACAGAGUAAUCAUACAUUUGAAGUAAAAGAUAAGAAAAGGGUGUCGAAAAAAACUGAAAGACUGUCAGCAAUUUCUGGCCUGAUAUAUGAGGCAGAUGAAAAUAGUAGCGAAGAAACCAUUACUGAUAUAGAUGGAAAUAGUAGCGAAGCAACAAUUACUGAUAUAGAUGAAAAUAGUAGCGAUGGCUCUAUUAUUGAGUUACAAUUAGAUAAAUCAAUAAGUAAAGGUAGUUCAGAAAAGUCAAAACCUUUACCAGGAGACAAUGUUGAUUCAGAAAAAUCAAAAACUUUACCAACAACAAGGGAUAGUUCAGAAAAAUCAAAAACUUUACCAACAACAAGGGAUAGUUCAGAAAAGUCAAAAACUUUAUCAACCAGCAUGGGAAGUUCAGAAAAACAAAAACCUUUAACAAAAAGCAAAAGUAUUUCAGAAAAAUCAAAAACAUUACCAACAUGUACAAGUAAAGGAAGUUUAGAAAAAUCGAAAAAUUUAUCAACAAGCGUGGAUAGUUCAGAAAUAUCGAAAGCUUUAACAAAUAGCAUGAGUAGUUCAAAACAUUCAAAAACUUUACCAACAAACAAAGGCCAGGGUAUUUUAGUUAAAACUGAAAGACAAGGGUGGAAAUGUCAACUUUGUCAGAAAGUUUCAAAAGAUUUUGUUGAAAAUGAAGAUGGGCAGCACAUAUGUACAGGUUGUGAUAGUCUUUUUUCUGGUGAAGAUAAUCAAACAGAUGGUGGAGCUAAUCAGAUAGAUGGGGAAGACAAUCAGACAGAUGGUGGAGCUAAUCAGACAGAAGGGGAAGACAAUCCAACAGAAGGGGAAGACAAUCCAACAGAAGGGGAAGACAAUCCAACAGAAGGGGAAGACAAUCAGACAGAUGACCAAGAAAAUAUGGGAAAAGUAUCAGAAAUAAAAAAAGAGAAAAAGGAAUUACAUAGUGGAAAGGUUAUGCAGUAUGAUUAUCAAUCAUUAGUGGACGCUUAUUAUGCAGUGAAGGAGGGAGGAAUGUCCAUUCAGGCAGCCUGCAAACAUUUUUGUGUUACCAAGUUAGCACUCCAACGAAGAGUAAGCGGGAAAAUAAGUAUAGAUAUCAAUCCACAUGAUACUCUAAUUACUGAAGGUAUACAUCGUAAGCGUAAUAAAAAAUAUCGAUCUUAUAGUACGUCAGCAAUGGCAACAGCUUAUAAAGCUGUAGUAGAGGACAAGGUUUCUAUGCGUUCAGCAUCAAAGUUACAUGGUGUACCAUUCACGACUCUUAUGGAUAGGGUGAAUGGUAGAAUAGACCCUGAUUGUACUACAAGUGGCAACGGACCUUUCUUUCCCAUAGAUAAAGAAAGCAGGUUGGUGACUCACUUGAUAGAAAUGGGUGAACUUGGGUAUGGAUAUUAUCGUCAGGAUGUGGUGGACAUAGCUAUGGACUAUGCAAUUGCACUUGAUCUGAAAACCAAGAAGGAUAAACCCUUGACUCUGACCUGGUACUCAGGGAUGAUUAAACGAUGGCCAGAUUUUAAAAUUGUAAAAUUAAAGGCUUUAGAAGUUGUUAAAGCAAAUAAUGCCAACAAAGAGACCAUUUCUAAGUACUUUAAUCAACUUGAAAAAGCUUUACUUAAAUACAAUCUCAUAGACAAACCUCAUUUAAUUUACAAUGUUGAUGAGAAAAGUGUUGCCAUUUCAGGAAAAGGUGAAAUAGUCACAAUUUUGGGUUGUGGAAAUGCAGCUGGUAGUGCGUUGCCUCCUUUCUUUAUCUUACCUGUACAGAAAGUGAAUGAACAGCUGCUGGAGGGGUCUUCACCAGGAUCUGUUGUCACAUUCUCUAAAACUGGAGAGUCUAAUUCAGACAUUUUUAUGGAUUUUCUCCGCAAUCAUUUCAUGAAGAUAGUCCCAGAUAAUGAACUUGUGUUGUUGUUGUUAGAUGGACACGCAUCUCAUAUCCCUGUAAGCACAUUUGAAUGGGCAAGGAAUCAUAAUAUUAUACUCCAGUUAAUACCAGCACUCACCAGCCAUUUUUUACAACCACUAGAUGUAGGUUGUUAUGGCCUUCUUAAAGAUAUUUACAACAGUCUGUGUCAUAAAACUAUCAGAACGAAAAACUGUGCACUAGAUCAUAAUGAUGUUUGUCCCAUGGUAUGCAAAGCUUACAAAGAUGCAUUAUCAACUAGUAAUUUGCAGUCGGCUUUUAGAAAAACAGGAAUAUAUCCAUUCACCAAAGAUGUCAUGGAGUUGCCACUAGAACCAUCUGAAGCAUUAUGCCUCACUGACUCUGAAAGCAUUGAAGAAAGCCAGGUUGAGAAUGUUAUUGACUUACAUUUACUAAAUGAAGACAAUAGCUUAUCAGAAGCAGAAAUUGUAAAUGAGAGAAAUCAUGUUACUGAUAUCUAAGAAUGUUUGGAGAUGAGGCUACUAAUACCAGAUUUGAUUUAUUAGAUGAGUGGUCAAGGUUAAGGGUAAGGUUUCAGGAUUUGAUCUGCUAUUCACACAGUCAAAUCUAUGCUAUAGUUAGAUGGGCACUUAUAUUUGGUGUAUGCAAUUGUCUACAUUUUGAUAUCUUUUUUUCAAUUUUUUUUACCAUGACAAUUGUUACAAAUGUUGAAUUAUUUUAUUUACGGUUGGUUUCACAAUUACAAUAAGCAAUAGGUCACCUUUAUACAAUUUAGAAAUUGAAUGAGUAAUGUUUACUCUAUCUACAUGGAUUACUAAAACGUAGACUUUAUUUUCUAUGUUUGCUGUGGAUUUAUAUAUUUUUAGGGGUACCAAUUUUCAUGGAUACAGGAAACUUACAUGUUUAUGGAAAUUCAAUUUAUUGUUUUUUUUCUGAAUUCUCCAUACAACAUUUGUAUAAGCCUAUAGAAAAUUUUGUGAUUCAUCCAUAUGCAUGAAAUCCACGAAAAAUUGGUAUCCCACAAAAAAUAAUGAAUCCACAGUUUAGAUCUGUUUCAAAGAAAUAUUCCAGCUAUAUUGGGGUUUUUAAAAAUGAUUAAAUUGAA